Nasonia vitripennis (jewel wasp) is the source of this 926-nucleotide messenger RNA. It is a transcript of the gene mRpS23, whose product is annotated as 28S ribosomal protein S23, mitochondrial. Gene Ontology annotation, biological process: translation. Gene Ontology annotation, molecular function: structural constituent of ribosome. Gene Ontology annotation, cellular component: mitochondrion; ribosome. The transcript is spliced from 5 exons. The record is from RefSeq and is a predicted model, not a curated record. Lineage: Eukaryota; Metazoa; Arthropoda; Insecta; Hymenoptera; Pteromalidae. Bases 223 to 855 code for a protein of 210 amino acids.
CUCUACAUUCGGCUGUCCUUUUCUUUCAAGGCUUAACCUCAAACUACGAGAUUGUAAACACACAUUGCAAAAGUGCAGACAAUUUUCAAAAUUUAAAUGCCACAAUUUAAGUGAACUGCUGAAUAAUUUUAUGAUACGAACCACUAUUUAAUUUUCAAAUUAUAGCAGAGCCUUGGGCUAGCAGAAAUCAACCUCUAACAAUAUCAAGAAUACUUCACAAAAAUGGCUCAAAGUAGAUUAGAAAAAGUAGGAACGAUAUACUCAAGGCUCACUUCGUUGAUCAAAAGUGGAGGAAUCCCAGAGGAGAACAAACCUAUCUGGUUGGAUUUGUACAAAGCUUUUCCACCGAAAUAUGAACCAACCUUCAGCAGGCCAGCAAGUGGACCGCCCGUUAGAAAGAUAUUUUAUACAGAAGACCUAAUCAGAGCCCAAUUUCACAAGCAUCAUAGGCGCUACUCGAACGUCAAUUUGUUAGAUAAUAAAUCAGUAUCUAGAACAGAAUCCUUUAUUCUUAUCUACAGACAAUUAGAAAAGGAUGGUGUUCCUCAGGAUGAAAUAUACAACAAGGCUAUUGAAGAAUUUUUGGAAAAAUUCAAGCACGAACAAGCUCUUAAAGAAGCUGAAAAAGCAGAUACUGCUGCAGAGUCUUCACAAAGGCCACUACAAGGUUUGAGCAUUAAAAGACUUGUUGCAGAUAAAGAAAGCAAAUUUGGGAAAAAAUUGGCCAAAAAGGCAAGUGAAGAAUCAAAAGAACUUACCGAAGAAGAAAAGAAGAUGUAUAAACCUAUCAGAUUCAGUCUCGAAAAAAUUAUGGAAGAUAAAGAAACGACACAGGAGGUCAAGAAACCUGAAUGAAUUAACUUUACAAUAAAUACUUUUAAGCUAAAUUAAGUUUGUAUAAAAUACAUAGUUUUCAUAAAUGUUAA